AUGUGGGCAACAACGACGGCGGCGUUGGUGGCUUUAGUUCCUGGGCUUAUUACGGUGGGACUAUCGUGUUCUUAUAUUAAUGAGCUCUGCAGGAGGUUCCAUAUACCAGAUCCUAGUAGUCUUAUUUGGGUACAUGCGGUAGACUCUAGAGCUGAACUUGAGGAUGCUCCUGCUGAUGCUAUGUUCUACGAGUCGGACGCCGGUGCUUUAUCGGAUGAUGGACGGGUGGUCAUGUGUCAUUAUCCAACGCAGACCACGAGUGAUCUCUAUCUGGACGAGCUCUUGUCUGAGGUAGAAGAACGAGGAGUUGGUCUUAAGAUCGAUAUCAAGCUGGAGGAGUUGGUCGGACCUGUUGGGGAGCUCUUGUCAAGGGGCGAGGUGGACGUACCAGUGUGGUGGAAUGCUGAUGUGUUCGGUGAUAGAAAGCUGCCGCUUAGAGCACUGGCUGAGGUUGCUGAUGAGAAUACUGUGUUGAGCCUGGGGUACAUCGGAGUUCGCUUUGGAGAGAUCGAGAAGAAAGACAUAAUCGCGCAGUUGACAGAAUCGGGCCUUGUUUCUGCCUCUUCUGGGGAGGUUACUUGUCGACAUAUCACAUUCGCAUUCUCAGCGCGGUUGGCUCUAACGUGCAUCCCUGAGCUUGUGAAGUUACUUGACGCUUUACCGACUACUUCUUUGACUCUGUGGACGGGGGCGAAUGACAUGACGGGCUUGAGCAAAGCUGAGGAAAUGCAGUUGCGACAGGGCUUGCCUAUGGAACGAGUUUUUCUUGAUAUCAAGCGCCAGACUUGGCUAGGGUGGUUCGCCUCCUGGCUGCAGUGGGCGUGA
Messenger RNA from Perkinsus marinus ATCC 50983, 825 nucleotides. RefSeq lists its product as hypothetical. The transcript has 2 exons. The record is from RefSeq and is a predicted model, not a curated record. Bases 1 to 825 code for a protein of 274 amino acids. NCBI's taxonomy places the organism in Eukaryota, Perkinsozoa, Perkinsida, Perkinsidae.